Messenger RNA from Kalmanozyma brasiliensis GHG001, 1314 nucleotides. RefSeq names its product Actin-related protein. The transcript has a single exon. Lineage: Eukaryota; Fungi; Basidiomycota; Ustilaginomycetes; Ustilaginales. Gene Ontology annotation, biological process: Arp2/3 complex-mediated actin nucleation. The record is from RefSeq and is a predicted model, not a curated record. Bases 1 to 1314 code for a protein of 437 amino acids. Gene Ontology annotation, cellular component: actin cortical patch; Arp2/3 protein complex. Gene Ontology annotation, molecular function: actin filament binding.
AUGUCGCGCUCCAACGUCAUCGUCCUGGACAAUGGUACCGGCUACACCAAGAUGGGAUUCGCAGGCAACUCGGACCCAUCCUUUGUCUUCCCGACCGCCAUCGCGACCCGCACCACCUCCGCUGGCUCCUCUGCCGGGGCCGGUUCCCGCCCCUCAGUCCCCAGCAAACCGGGCGGACUCUCCUCCUCCUCCUCCCUCGCCUCAAAACGCGGCAUCGAGGACCUCGACUUCUUCAUCGGCGACGAAGCCUACGCCAACGCUAAAACCUACCAAGUCGACCAACCCAUCCGUCACGGCCUGAUCGAGAACUGGGACCACAUGGAACGUUUCUGGGAACAGUGCAUCUUCAAGUACCUUCGUGCCGAACCCGAGGAUCACUACUUUAUGCUCACCGAACCGCCGCUCAACCCGCCGGAGAACCGCGAGAACACGGCCGAGAUCAUGUUCGAGAGCUUCAACAUCAAGGGGUUGUACAUUGCGGUGCAGGCGGUGUUGGCGCUGGCGGCGAGCUGGACGAGCAACAAGGUGACGGAUCGCACGUUGACCGGUACGGUGAUUGACAGUGGUGAUGGUGUGACGCACGUGAUCCCGGUUGCCGAGGGAUACGUCAUUGGGUCUGCGAUCAAGCACAUCCCUAUCGCGGGUAGGGACAUUACGUACUUCGUUCAGCAGCUUCUUCGCGAGCGAGGGGAGGCGGCCAACAUCCCUCCCGAGGACUCUCGCCGCGUCGCCGAGAAGAUCAAGGAAGACUACUCGUACGUCUGCCAGGACAUUGUCCGCGAAUUCCGACGCUACGACGAGGAUCCGUACAAGUACUUCGAACGCUUCGAGGGCGAACACACCGUUACGGGACGCAAGUACUCCGUCGAUGUCGGCUACGAACGCUUCCUAGCCCCGGAAAUCUUCUUCAACCCCGAAAUUGCUAGCAGCGACUUCCUCACGCCUCUCCCCGAAGUGGUCGACGGCGUCAUCCAGCAGAGCCCCAUCGACGUUCGACGUGGUCUGUACAAGAACAUUGUCCUCUCCGGUGGCAGCACCAUGUUCCAACAUUUUGGUCAGAGACUCAAGAAGGACCUGAGGGCGAUUGUCGACCAGCGUCUCGCAGCGAGCGAAACCGCCAGUGGAAGCCUCAUGCGCUCCAGUGGGUUGGAGGUCAAUGUGAUCAGCCACAAGAUGCAGCGCUACGCCGUGUGGUACGGUGGAAGUCUGCUGGGUAGUCUGCCAGACUUUUAUAGUUACUGCUACAACAAGCAGGAUUAUGAGGAGCACGGUCCGUCGAUCGUGCGCAAGUUUAGCGUGUUUGGCAGUGUUUGA